GUAAAUAAGGCUUUGGAGAAGAAGCUGGAUAUUUAUGUUGCUGUAGGGCACGUAAAAAGGAAACAGCCCAUCUAGAAAAGAGAAGUAAACCCAGAAGGAGGAAGAGAAGACGUGUUUGUAGGCUCCUUACGUGGGACCCUUCGGGUUUUCGUGUUACACAACUGCAUAAUGAUUAAAACAUUUGUGUUUUUAGCUACAAGUUAAGAAAACUCUUAAGAAAACUGGUAUCGAACAGUGAAAAUAUCUCCCAUUCAGAACUGUUUCUAUUAGAACCUUCUGCCUCGUUGGCUUUCUGGAGUAGCAGCCAUGGUCGCCCUGUCGCUGAAGAUCGGCGUUGGAAACGUCGUGAAGACCAUGCAGUUCGAGCCCUCCACCAUGGUCUAUGAUGCCUGCCGAAUAAUACGGGAAAGAGUUCCAGAGGCGCAGCUGGGCCAGCCUAAUGAUUACGGAUUGUUCCUGUCAGAUGAAGACCCCAAAAAAGGGAUCUGGCUGGAGGCUGGGAAGGCGCUUGACUAUUACAUGCUGAGGAAUGGGGACACAUUAGACUACAAAAAGAAACAGAGACCCCUGAAGAUCAGGAUGCUUGAUGGAACUGUGAAAACAGUCAUGGUGGAUGAUUCCAAAACGGUCUGUGACAUGCUAAUGACCAUCUGUGCCAGGAUAGGCAUUACCAACUAUGAUGAGUACUCGCUGGUGCGUGACAUUGGGGAGGAGAAAAAAGAGGAGAACACAGGAACCCUGAAAAAAGACAAAACGCUCCUGCGAGAUGACAAGAAGAUGGAGAAGCUGAAACAGAAGCUGCACACAGACGAUGAUUUGAACUGGCUGGACCAUGGAAGGACCCUCCGAGAGCAGGGCGUAGAGGAAACGGAGAUGCUGCUGCUUAGAAGAAAGUUCUUCUACUCUGAUCAGAAUGUGGACUCCAGAGAUCCAGUGCAGCUCAACCUGCUUUAUGUCCAGGCCCGAGAUGAUAUCCUGAAUGGCUCCCACCCUGUCUCCUUUGACAAGGCUUGCGAAUUUGCUGGGUACCAGUGUCAAAUUCAGUUUGGAGACCACAAUGAGCAGAAGCACAAGCCAGGAUUCCUUGAUUUGAAAGAGUUCCUACCAAAAGAAUACAUAAAAAACAAAGGAGAGAAAAAAAUAUUUCAGGCCCACAAGAAUUGUCAAAAUAUGACAGAAAUUGAAGCAAAAGUAAGCUACGUCAAACUUGCCAGAUCUCUUAAAACCUAUGGUGUAUCGUUCUUUCUUGUAAAGGAGAAAAUGAAAGGAAAAAACAAACUGGUUCCACGCUUGCUGGGAAUUACAAAAGAGAGUGUGAUGAGAGUUGAUGAAAAAACCAAGGAGGUGAUACAAGAAUGGAGCCUUACAAACAUCAAGCGCUGGGCUGCCUCACCCAAGAGCUUUACUCUGGAUUUUGGUGAUUACCAAGAUGGUUACUACUCUGUCCAGACAACUGAAGGUGAACAGAUUGCACAGUUGAUAGCUGGCUACAUUGACAUCAUUCUUAAAAAGAAAAAGAGUAAAGACCACUUUGGAUUAGAGGGAGAUGAAGAAUCAACGAUGUUGGAGGACUCUGUGUCACCCAAAAAGUCCACGGUCCUCCAGCAGCAGUUCAACAAAAUGGGGAAGGUGGAGCACGGCUCCGUGGCCCUGCCCGCCAUCAUGCGCUCUGGGGCUGGUGGACCUGAAAGCUUUCAGGUGGGCACCAUGCCCCAGGCCAAGCAGCAGUUCACCAGCGGACAGAUGCACAGAGGUCACAUGCCACCACUGACAUCGGCUCAGCAGGCUCUCACCGGCACUAUAAACUCAAGCAUGCAGGCUGUUCAGGCUGCACAGGCCUCCCUGGAUGAAUUCGACACUCUGCCUCCUCUCGGGACUGAUGCUGCCUCCCAGGCCUGGCGUAGAAACAAAAUGGAUGAAUCAAAACAUGAGAUCCACUCCCAGGUUGAUGCAAUUACAGCCGGAACUGCAUCAGUGGUGAACCUCACUGCAGGAGACCCAGCAGACACCGACUACACUGCCGUGGGCUGUGCGGUGACCACCAUCUCCUCCAACCUCACGGAGAUGUCGAAGGGGGUGAAGCUGCUGGCCGCCCUGAUGGAGGACGAGGGCGGCAACGGGCAGCAGCUCCUUCACGCUGCCAAGAAUCUUGCCUGUGCCGUGUCUGACAUGCUGAAGACGGCGCAGCCAGCCAGCACGGAGCCUCGUCAGAACCUGCUCCAGGCUGCAGGCAAUGUGGGCCAGGCCAGUGGUGAGCUCCUCCAACAAAUUGGCGAGAGCGAUGCAGACCCCAGGUUCCAGUUUUUUCUAGGUAAAGGAUCAUUCAGGGGCACAAGGCGGACUCACACAUCUUAUAGUCAAACAAUGGACAUGCUGAUGCAGCUGGCUAAGGCAGUAGCCAACGCCGCGGCUGCCCUGGUCCUCAAGGCCAAGAAUGUGGCCCAGAAGACGGAGGACGCUGGUCUGCAGAACCGCGUGAUUGCUGCAGCUACGCAGUGUGCUCUCUCUACCUCUCAGCUGGUGGCCUGCACUCGGGUGGUAGCUCCCACAAUUAGCUCCCCGGUGUGCCAGGAGCAGCUGAUCGAGGCUGGGAAGCUGGUAGCCAAGUCUGUGGAGGGCUGUGUGGAGGCCUCCCAAGCUGCCACCAAUGACGAGCAGCUGCUGAAGCAGGUGGGGGUGGCAGCCACAGGGGUGACGCAGGCCCUGAACGACCUGCUGCAGCACAUCAAGCAGUACGCCACUGGGGGGCAGCCCAUUGGCCGCUACGACCAGGCGACUGACACUAUUCUCAACGUCACCGAGAAUAUCUUCAGUUCCAUGGGCGAUGCAGGCGAGAUGGUGAGGCAGGCUCGUAUCCUGGCCCAGGCCACAUCCGACCUGGUCAACGCCAUCAAGGCAGACGCCGAAGGCGAGACGGAUCUGGAGAACUCCCGCAAGCUGCUCUCUGCAGCCAAGCUGCUCGCUGAUGCAACUGCCAAGAUGGUGGAAGCAGCCAAGGGAGCUGCUGCUAAUCCAGACAGCGAGGAGCAGCAGCAGAAACUGCGGGAGGCGGCUGAGGGUCUGAGGAUGGCCACCAACGCUGCAGCUCAGAACGCCAUCAAGAAGAAACUCAUCAACAAACUGGAGAAUGCUGCAAAGCAGGCAGCUGCGGCUGCCACUCAGACGAUUGCGGCUGCACAACACGCUGCUUCCUCCAACAAGAACCCUGCCGCCCAGCAGCAGCUGGUCCAAAGCUGCAAGGUUGCUGCUGAUCAGAUCCCAAUGCUUGUCCAGGGAGUCCGAGGAAGUCAGGCUCAGCCAGACAGCCCCAGUGCCCAGCUGGCUCUCAUUGGGGCGAGCCAGAACUUCCUACAACCUGGAGCUAAGAUGGUCACUGCCGCCAAAGCCACUGUACCUACCAUCGGAGACCAGGCCUCAGCCAUGCAGUUGAGCCAGUGUGCCAAGAAUCUGGCGAGUGCCCUGGCUGAGCUCAGGACUGCGGCGCAGAAGGCACAGGAAGCCUGUGGGCCCCUGGAAGUUGACAACGCUCUGAACGUCGUCCGUAACCUAGAGAAGGACAUGCAGGAAGCCAAGGCCUCAGCUGCGAAUGGGAAGCUGAAGCCCUUGCCUGGCGAAACACUGGAGAAAUGUUCACAAGACCUGGGGACCAGCACCAAGGCAGUGAGUUCUGCCAUUGCUCAGCUGCUCAGCGAAGUGACCCAAGGGAACGAGAAUUACACAGGAAUGGCCGCGCGUGACUUGGCUCAAGCCUUGCGAUCCCUGGGAUCUGCUGCCCGUGGCGUAGCGGCCAACACUCCCGACCCACAGGCCCGGAAUGCCAUCUUGGACUGUGCCGUCGAUGUCCUGGACAAAUCAGCCAACCUGAUUGAGGAGACCAAGCGGGCUGUGGCCAAGCCGGGAGACCCCGACAGCCAGCAGAGACUAGCCCAGGUGGCUAAAGCUGUGUCGCAGGCCCUGAACAGGUGUGUGAACUGCCUGCCUGGACAAAGAGAUGUGGACAAUGCUAUCAGGACUGUGGGAGAGGCCAGCAAAAAACUUCUUGCAGAAUCAUUCCCUCCAAGCUCCAAGAGCUUCCAGGAAGCUCAGGGCAACCUGAACCAGGCUGCCGCUGGGCUGAACCAGUCAGCCAAUGAGCUGGUCCAGGCCUCUCGGGGCACCACACAGGAGCUGGCCAAGGCUUCCGGCAAGUUCGGCCAGGAUUUCAAUGAGUUCCUGCAGGCCGGCGUCGAGAUGGCUGGGCAAUCUCAGUCAAAGGAAGACCAGACUCAAGUGGUCACCAACCUCAAGACUAUCUCCAUGUCGUCCAGCAAGCUCCUGCUGGCAGCUAAGGCCCUGUCCGCUGAUCCAAACGCCCCCAACCUCAAGAACCAGCUGGCGGCAGCCGCACGUGCGGUUACUGACAGCAUUAACCAGCUGAUCACCAUGUGCACCCAGCAGGCCCCUGGACAGAAAGAGUGUGACAAUGCACUCAGGGAACUUGAGACGGUGCGCGGCAUGCUGGAGAACCCCACUGAAGCAGUGAACGACAUGUCCUACUUCGACUGCAUCGACAGCGUGAUGGAGAACUCCAAGGUACUGGGAGAAGCUAUGGCAGGAAUCUCCCACAAUGCUAAAAACAGUAACCUGCCUGAGUUUGGUGACUCUGUCAGCUCGGCCUCGAAAGCUCUCUGUGGACUUACUGAAGCAGCUUCACAGGCGGCGUACCUGGUUGGCGUUUCGGAUCCCAAUAGCCAUGCAGGCCAGCAGGGAUUGGUGGAUCCGGCCCAAUUUGCCCGAGCAAACCAGUCCAUCCAGAUGGCCUGUCAGAAUCUGGUGGAUCCAGCAUGCACCCAGUCACAGGUUCUCUCCGCUGCAACCAUUGUUGCCAAACACACAUCAGCCCUCUGCAACGCCUGUCGUCUCGCCUCCUCCAAAACGUCGAACCCUGUUGCUAAGAGACAGUUUGUCCAGUCAGCCAAGGAAGUGGCUAACAGUACAGCUAAUCUUGUCAAGUCAAUCAAAGCAUUGGACGGGGCUUUCAACGAUGAGAACCGUCAGAAGUGCAGGGCUGCAACCGGCCCUCUGAUUGAGGCUGUGGACAAUCUCACUGCCUUCGCCUCCAAUCCAGAGUUUGCCAGCGUUCCUGCUCAGAUCAGCCCAGAGGGACUGGCAGCCAUGGAGCCUAUAAUGGCAGCAGCCAGGACAAUGCUGGAGAGCUCAACAGGGCUGAUCCAGACGGCCCGCUCGCUGGCUGUGAAUCCCAAAGAUCCGCCUAAGUGGUCGGUGCUGGCUGGGCACUCUAGGACGGUCUCUGACUCCAUCAAGAAACUCAUCACCAAUAUGCGAGACAAGGCCCCUGGCCAGCGGGAGUGUGAUGAGGCAAUUGAAGUCCUCAAUAAGUGCAUGAGAGAUGUGGAUCAGGCUUCCCUAGCUGCUAUCAGCCAGCAGCUUACACCCAGGGAUGACAUUUCACUGGAGGCCCUUCAUGAGCAAAUGGCAGCUUCAGUACAGGAGAUUAGCAAUCUGAUCGAACCAGUUGCUGUAGCAGCUCGCUCGGAGGCCUCUCAGCUUGGGCACAAGGUGUCUCAUAUGGUCAGUUACUUUGAGCCUCUGAUCAUGGCUUCUAUUGGCGCUGCCUCGAAGAUCCUCAACAGCCAGCAGCAGAUGAACGUGCUGGAUCAGACCAAGACGCUGGCAGAGUCAGCUCUGCAAAUGCUUUACACAGCCAAGGAGGCUGGAGGCAAUCCCAAAGCAGCACACACACAGGAGGCUCUGGAGGAGUCCGUGCAGAUGAUGAAGGAAGCUGUGGACGACCUGGCUGCCACACUGGCCGAGGCUGCCAGUGCUUCUGGAGCUGUGGGCGGCAUGGUGGACUCUAUCACUCAGGCCAUCAACAAGAUGGAUGAGGCCCCAGCUGGUGAGCCAGAGGGCACUUUUGUUGACUACCAGACCACUAUGGUGAAGACUGCCAAAGCCAUUGCUGUCACGGUGCAGGAAAUGGUUACUAAGUCCAACACCAACCCAGAUGAACUGGGUUCUUUGGCUAACCAGCUCACCAGUGAAUUUGGCCAGCUUGCACAAGAAGCUAAACCUGCAGCAAUCACGGCUGAAAACGAAGAGAUCGGAUCCCACAUCAAGAAACAGGUGCAAGACCUGGGUCACAACUGUACCAGCCUGGUGACCAAAGCAGGUGCCCUGCAGUGCAGCCCCAAUGAUGCCUUCACCAAGAAAGAGCUCAUUGAGAGCGCACGCAAGGUCUCGGAGAAGGUAUCUCACGUACUGGCCGCUCUACAGGCUGGGAACCGUGGGACCCAGGCCUGCAUCACUGCUGCAAGUGCUGUGUCUGGCAUCAUCGCCGACUUGGACACCACCAUCAUGUUUGCCACAGCAGGCACCCUCAACCGGGAGAACGCUGAGACCUUCGCUGAUCACAGGGAGAGCAUCCUGAAGACUGCCAAGGCGCUGGUGGAGGACACAAAACUGCUGGUGUCAGGGGCAGGGGCAAGCCAGGAGAGGCUGGCCCAGGCGGCGCAGUCCUCUGUCACCACCAUCACCAAGCUGGCUGACGUGGUCAAGCUGGGAGCUGCUAGCCUGGGUGCCGAGGACCCCGAGACGCAGGUGGUCCUGAUCAACGCAGUGAAAGAUGUGGCAAAGGCUCUUGGUGACCUGAUUAGUGCCACCAAGGCAGCAGCAGGGAAGCCACACGAUGACCCAGCCAUGCUUCAGCUCAAGAAUUCUGCCAAGGUGAUGGUGACCAAUGUGACAUCACUCCUGAAGACGGUCAAGGCUGUGGAAGAUGAAGCUACUAAAGGAACCAGAGCCCUAGAGGCCACCAUUGAGCACAUUAAACAGGAGCUGGCAGUAUUCAAAAGCCCAGAACCUCCUCCCAAGACAGCAACACCAGAGGAAUUCAUCCGCAUGACAAAAGGCAUCACUAUGGCAACCGCGAAAGCAGUGGCUGCUGGGAACUCGUGUCGUCAAGAAGACAUCAUUGCUACGGCUAACUUGAGCCGUAGGGCCAUAGCUGAUAUGUUGCACUCUUGUAAGCAAGCGGCAUAUCACCCUGAAGUAAGUAAAGAUGUGCAGACAAGAGCUCUCCGAUAUGGCAAAGAGUGUGCAACUGGAUACCUGGGCCUGCUGGAGCAUGUUCUGGUGCCGAUCAUCCAGAAGCCCUCUCAUGACCUCAAGCAGCAGCUGGCAGGGUACUCCAAGCGUGUGGCUGGGUCAGUCACAGAGCUCAUUCAGGCAGCAGAAGCCAUGAAAGGAACAGAAUGGGUUGAUCCAGAGGACCCCACUGUCAUUGCUGAGAAUGAGUUGCUUGGAGCAGCAGCUGCAAUUGAGGCUGCAGCCAAGAAGCUGGAGCAGCUUAAGCCCAGAGCCAAACCUAAGGAAGCGGAUGAAAGCCUGAACUUUGAGGAACAGAUCUUGGAAGCUGCCAAGUCCAUCGCUGCGGCGACCAGUGCACUGGUGAAAGCGGCCUCAGCUGCGCAGAGAGAGCUGGUGGCACAGGGCAAGGUUGGCGCCAUACCAGCCAAUGCAGUGGAUGAUGGGCAGUGGUCUCAGGGUCUCAUUUCUGCUGCCCGAAUGGUUGCCGCGGCUACCAACAACCUCUGCGAAGCAGCUAACUCUGCUGUCCAGGGCCAUGCCAGCGAGGAGAAACUUAUCUCCUCGGCCAAACAAGUGGCAGCAUCAACUGCCCAGCUGCUGGUGGCGUGUAAAGUCAAGGCUGACCAGGACUCUCAGACCAUGAAAAGACUUCAGGCUGCUGGCAAUGCUGUGAAGAGAGCCUCAGACAACCUGGUGAAGGCUGCACAGAAAGCAGCAUUUGAUUCCCAUGACGACGAGGCCGUUGUUGUAAAGAGCAAGAUGGUUGGUGGUAUUGCUCAGAUCAUUGCGGCGCAGGAGGAGAUGCUGAGGAAGGAGAGAGAGCUGGAUGAGGCACGAAAGAAACUCGCCAUGAUCAGGCAGCAGCAGUACAAGUUCUUGCCCUCCGAACUGCGAGAGGAUGGACAGGAGCAAUGAGGGGCAAGGCCAUCUGUUAAUUUACAGAGAUAUACAGAAUAUAGCGAGGUUUUUUUAACAAACGGGAUUCGGGAUAACAGAUAAAUUCAGGACUUCAUCUGGCCAGCAAGAAGUAAUCUAAAUAGAGGUUUAAAAAAAUCCCUGUUACAUUUGGAUUUUGUGGGGGGGAAAUGGGAUUUGGUGGCAGAUGAAUCCAAAUAGGUCAAAGAUGAAAUGAAAGAUUUCUAUUUUUACAGUUAUUUGAAAAUCAUUUUUAUUUCUUCUUGUUGGUUUCAACCCUUUUUUAAGUUAAGCGUUAAUGCCACUUUUGAUAAUGUACAAUGUAUGCAAUUCCAUUUAGAUGAGUGCUCCUUUGCUAGCCCGAUUUAAUAAGCUCUUUAAGAUGAGUGGAACUUGUUUGCUUUCACCUGCUCUUUCUAUGGCAUUAGUUUCUUUCACUUGUAGGUUGCUUGUGAAGAUUUCGCUGUACUGAGGUUCCAUUUUCCCCGUGGCUUAAUUCUGAAGUGCAUUCUUGCCAAAAGGUGGGGUUGCAUGAUUAAUAUCUGUGGCUCCACCUGCUGGACCAAAACAAAAAAGCAGCGCGACACCUUGUUUGGACAAGUUGUGGAAACACUGAAAUGCCCCCCCCAAAAAAAAUUGAUUACACAUGCCAUAAUUCGUAGUGUUGCAGUCAUUAUAUAGAGAGUUCCAAAGCAGACAGAACUUAAUGUUAACCUUAGCUAAGUAAUAUUUAAUGCAACUUGGCGUAACUCGGGCAAGAAGUGCAAUUAUUAAAAUACAGCAUUGAAACAAUAAAUAAAAGUAUGUAUUUAAGCAAGGUAAGCAUACAUAUCAUUUUAGAAAAUGUAUUGAAAAUGGUAUCGUCUAUGAAAUUUAUAUAUAGAUUAACUGUCCGUUGGCAUUUUUGAAGGUGUCUGGAUUUGGACGUACUUGCCAUUGUCAACUUUGGACCUGUAAGAGAGAAUGUAUUUUCCAGUUAAAUAUAUAUAAACAUUGAAAACGUUGCUUUUACAGUCUGUGUACUGAAUGAUAAGAAAAUUAAAAAAUAAUAUUUGUAUCAACACUGGGCUUUUUUGUGUGUACCCUUUAUUAAAAUGUAUGUUUCCAUUGCUCUGCUUGAAUCGUGAUGAAACCACAUUAGGUUAGGCCAUAUUAGACUUUUUAAUGUUCCAAAUCAGUAUUGGUUUUCAACUACAAGUUCUGCCAGGUGCUAUGUUAAGUGGAACAUGCCUCUGUGGUGUAGAAAUGUAGUGUGCACCUUGUACUUAUGUUGUUUCACAUUGGCCAAAUUGAACAGUGCUGCAGUGAAUAAUUAUGAAUAAUUAUGCAAUGGUUCAAUGAAUGAGUGCCAAAAAAAGAGUUGACCCUGUUGAAUACCUGUUGGAUACCAUGUGCCAUUGUAUUGCUGAUUGUUUUUAUGUAUUCUCAUGGCCUGAUUUUCUGUUUAUUCAACAUAUCAAUGUCAAACUGUGCCUCCAUGUGCAUUUAAAAAAAUGUCUGUGUAUGUAAUUAUUAACUCUGUCCAACCUUAAGUGCACUUACCUAUACGUUUAACUUAACAAAAUCACGUAAAGCCGCUGCUUUCACAAAGAUAUUUUUUUUGCAGGUUGCUUACGUUCAGAGUCCACAGCUGGCAAGGAUCUGUUUGCGAAGCAUACAACAAUCUUGCAAAGUAUUAACAGCCAUCAUUAAAGUGAUUUGGUUUAUCACUAGUUGCCUGCUGUUAACAUGAGAGAUGUAAGCCUCUGGCUUAAUGCCGCUUUGAAUUUUUUGUUGUUCACAUCACCUUCUUAUUUUGAUACUCCAUAUGCCUUAUUAACAAUGGAUACCAACUUUUUUAACAUUUAUAAGGACAGUUUUGUGUGUGUAUUUGAAAGUAUUGAUGUUCAAUAAAGUUGGUUUUCACCA
Molecule: messenger RNA, 9909 nt
Organism: Lepisosteus oculatus (spotted gar)
Lineage: Eukaryota; Metazoa; Chordata; Actinopteri; Semionotiformes; Lepisosteidae
Source: RefSeq, a predicted model, not a curated record